AUGUUAGAUGAAAUUCAUAGACAAGAACGUGAAGAGAUGGAAAACAAGCUUGAAGCAAAAGACAAAAGCCUUCAGAAAAGAAUACCACGUUCGGUACCAAAAGGAAAGGAAAAGAACUAUAAGUAUAUGAUUUAUACUGAAGAGAUGGAGAAAGAAGAAGACAGAGAUAUGGUUAUGUUGCAUUUAGUCAGAAGAAACAACAAAAGCUUUUACGACCUUGCUAAGAUUUACAAAUCUGACAGAAAUUGGUUCUAUCGCGAAAACUUACCGAUUUCAAUGACACCAAAUGAAGAUGUGAAACAAAUAGUUCAAGAUACGUUACCUCAAACACACUAUGAUAUUAAAGGUUGUACAAUACUUACCUUCAAAGAAGAUUUGCCGCUACUGAAAGAAAAAAUAACAGAGUAUUUUGACAACUUCAAACAAGUAGAGUAG
Molecule: messenger RNA, 435 nt
Organism: Trichomonas vaginalis G3
Lineage: Eukaryota; Parabasalia; Trichomonadida; Trichomonadidae
Exons: 1
Coding region: 1-435 (144 amino acids)
Source: RefSeq, a predicted model, not a curated record